AUGCCAAAGAAAGGAGGGACAACACCUGGGCUUCAAAAGGAUGUCCCAUGGAGGGUAUCAACUUCAAAACCCAUUCCCAAAAUUCACCACUCUCCUAUUCUCCGCGUCUCUCAAAACCCAUUUUCCAAUUAUGCUCUCUCUGUCAUGAAGCACCCUAAUCCCAUUGAAACUGGCUUAGCUACUGAAGCGCUUGUGGAAGCUGCUGGUCCUGAUUGUAUUGUCCCUGGCCAGAUUACACCCAUCCGUUUACUUGGUCUUAAGGUUUGGCCUAUUGAGGUUGACCUGAAAUUUAUGGAACCUGUUGGACGAGAGCUUAAGUUACUUGGAAAGUUCAUGGAUGAUGCUGUCAACCUGAUGAACAAGUCAUUUGUAGAUCGCUAG
Messenger RNA from Dovyalis caffra, 381 nucleotides. The record is from the annotation of a GenBank genome assembly. NCBI's taxonomy places the organism in Eukaryota, Viridiplantae, Streptophyta, Magnoliopsida, Malpighiales, Salicaceae.